Molecule: messenger RNA, 3251 nt
Organism: Styela clava
Lineage: Eukaryota; Metazoa; Chordata; Ascidiacea; Stolidobranchia; Styelidae
Product: delta-1-pyrroline-5-carboxylate synthase-like
Cellular component (GO): mitochondrion
Molecular function (GO): ATP binding; glutamate 5-kinase activity; glutamate-5-semialdehyde dehydrogenase (NADP+) activity
Source: RefSeq, a predicted model, not a curated record
UUACAGAUUAUAGAAAAUGGAUAAAACAAAGUUAAUAUUGAAUGCUCUGCAUUUAAAAACUGCCAAACCAAAGUUUAUCUGUUGCUAUCGGCAAGCCAGUUCAUCCAGCAUUUCCGCUCUCAUUGAGCCAAAUUUACAAUCUCAUGAUGUCAUGGAUCUUGCAAAUACACAAUUGUAUAAUAAUUCUGGAAAAUCAUUUUUGCGGAGAAGCGAACUUAAACAUGCAAAAAAGGUUGUUGUAAAGUUAGGAAGUGCUGUCUUAACGAGGGAUGACAAUUGCGGAAUUGCACUUGGAAGACUCGCAUCCAUCAUUGAACAGGUUGCGGAACUACAAAAUUCUGGACAUAAGAUGAUGGUAGUUACCAGCGGAGCUGUUGCAUUUGGAAGGCAGAGGUUGAAACGAGAGUUAAUGAUGAAUCAAAGCGUUAGAGAAGCAAUACAACCAGCACAAUUAAAUGGCACAAACAUGACGGAUAAAUUUCAACCUAGAAAUCACGCAGACCCAAGAGCAUGUGCAGCUGCAGGGCAAAGUGGUUUAAUGGCACUUUAUGAAACUAUGUUUGCUCAAUACAACAUAUCCACUGCACAAAUUUUAGUUACAAAGCAUGAUUUUGUUGGAGAGCAUAGAUUUUAUUUACAAUCCACUCUUGAAAAUCUUCUUUCUCUUUCAAUAGUGCCAAUCAUCAAUACGAAUGAUGCAAUCGUGGCCCCUCCUGGUGUUAAUCAAGACUUGGAAGGUGCCAUCAGCAUAAAGGAUAACGAUAGUUUAGCAGCGAGAUUAUGUGUUCAAAUUUCUGCAGACUUGCUCUUAUUACUCUCCAAUGUUGAUGGACUAUAUACUCACCCACCUGGUGAUGAAAAUUCACAACUUAUCAACACAUACUGUAUUAGAAAUAAUAACGCAAUUAAAUAUGGCGCAAAAUCCACUGUAGGUCUUGGUGGAAUGGAUACUAAAGUACAAGCAGCUUUAUGGGCCGUUCAAAGAGGUACAUCUGUUCUCAUUUGCAAUGGUUGUAGUUCAACAGCAGCCCCAAUUCUUGAUAGUGUAAGGGGUAAAAAUAUUGGCACUUUCUUUACGGAAGUAGAAAUUAACGGUGAAAGCCCGACAAUUCAGGCGAAUUCAGCAAGAUCUGGGUCAAGAAAGCUUCAACAACUUGAAUCGAACGAAAGAGCUGAAAUUUUACAAAAACUAGCAGAAUUGCUUGAAUCAAGAAGUGAUGAAAUUUUGGCAGCUAAUCAAGAAGAUAUUGAAGAAGCAACACAAAAAGGUGUUCUCUCACAAGCCAUGAUCGAUCGUUUAAAAUUGACAAACGCGAAAAUUCAAAAUCUUGCAGAUGGUGCAAGACAAAUUGCAUCACAAUGUCACAAAUUAACUGGAAAUGUGAUAGCUCGUACUCAAAUCGCAGAUAAUAUGGUCGCAGAAAGAGUAGCCAUCCCUAUUGGAGUUUUGUUGAUUAUUUUUGAGUCACGACCAGACUGUCUCGCACAAAUUUCAGCUCUUUCAAUUGCAACUGCAAAUGGUUUAUUAGUUAAAGGUGGGAAAGAAGCUUCAAGAUCCAAUUUCUGUCUCUAUACUAUUGUUCAAGAUGCACUGGAUUUGUAUGACUGCGUAGAUGCCGUAAAACUUAUUGAUACGAGAGACGAGGUAUCUGAUUUACUCAAACUUGACAAGGAUAUUGACUUGGUUAUACCAAGAGGAUCGGCUGAGAUGGUACAAAGCAUCGCAAAAUCUUCAUCUAGAACUGUACCUGUUUUGGGUCAUAGUGAUGGUGUUUGUCACGUCUAUAUUGAUAAAGAAAGUAACGUCGAUAUGGCAUGUCGCGUAGUGCGAGAUGCAAAAUGUGACUAUCCUGCAGCCUGUAACGCCAUGGAAACUUUACUCGUACACAAAGAUCUUAUUCAUACGUCUAUAUUCAAGGAAAUCACAGAUGUGUUACGAGCUGAAGGGGUUAAGAUUAAUUCUGGUCCGAACCUGGCUGGGCAAUUAUUAUUCACCCCAACUGUGACAAACUCUUUAAAUAAGGAAUAUUCGGAUUUAGAAUGCUGCAUCGAGGUUGUGGAUGAUGUUACAGAUGCAAUUGCCCAUAUUCAUAAGUAUGGCAGCUCUCACACUGAUGCUAUUGUUACCAAUAAUGAGGAGACAGCAGAAUAUUUCUUGCAAAAUGUGGAUAGCUCUUGCGUAUUUCAUAAUGCAAGUACACGUUUUGCUGACGGUCAACGAAUGGGGUUGGGGGCUGAAGUUGGAAUCAGUACAGGCCGCAUUCAUGCUCGAGGUCCAGUUGGGGCAGAAGGAUUGCUGACGUAUAAAUGGAUUCUCAGAGGUUCUGGUCAAACUGCACAAGAUUUUGGAACAGAUGGAACUUUAUUCUACACUCACCAAGCUCUUCCUUUGAAUUCAUAAUGCAUAAUAUAUCACAAAAAUUUGUCUGAACACUGCACAAAUUAUCUGUCACUGUUAAAACUAAUAUACACAACAGACUUUGUGAGAGAAAAGGAGAAAUAAAUGAUUAUUUAGCUGUUGCAACUUUUCCUAGUUAAGAAUGGUAAUUAUAUUUAAUUACUUAUUUGAUAGUGCUCUUCAAGAUAGCUGAAAUUAUUGAGUAAAAUGUGAGACAGUUGUAGAAAAAGGGUCCUUAUUAAUACAUAAAUUUCCAGCAUGUAGUUUAUUACCGUAAUUAUAUUUUGUUGAUCCAACAUAUUUAAGAAAGUUUUGUUAAUCUUAUAUUGGAAUUUUGAUAUUCCUACCCUAGUCAUUGAAUACUUGUUUAAUUCACAUUUGAUGAUCUUAAUAAAAUAAAGAAUGUGGCUACUCCUAUAAAAAAAAUUGUGUAGGUAUAAACCUGCCAUGGGUAAGUUGUAUAAUUUUGGUAUCCUGGGAUCAUGACAUAUACUAUGUAUUCUGUGUUCAUAGGUUUGAAUCAAUUUGUUUUUUUGUUGGUGUUCCUAAUUUCCUGAAAUUUAAUCCAUGACAUUGAUGUAAUUCUAAAAAUAGUCAUAUCAAUAUAUAUAUUUGACGCUAAAGAAAAAUUAGACUGCUGCUUCAUAAUUGGUGUGAGUAAUUGGCUUUAGGUAACGAUCAUGGUUGACCAUUUCUAAUUCAUGUCUGCUUGGUCAUAUUUGUAUUUGAAGAUAUAUUCUUGCUAUUGGGAGGAAAAACCACUGCAUGCUCUUUCAUAUUCGGUGUUAAUAUUUUUGCUUUAGGUAUAGAUUUUGAUGAAUUUAUUUUUUAUGCAAUACUGCCAAAUGUGCUA